AUGCUUCAGGAAGCAGGCUUAGCGGACAUGCAAACAUGCGAACCCAUCGAAGUGGAAACCCUCACUGAAGCAUCUGGAAAGCCUCUGGGUAAUCUGGACAGGACUGAAGUUUCACUUGGCGACUCUGAACCGACUACUUCCAAGAGAUUUAUACUUGACCAAUGGGGGACCGAGGGAACGAUGAUUAAAAUCUUGCAAAAUAUAAAGGAGGGGUCAAGACCGAUUACUAUCAAUAACCUAGUAAUGAAGGAACCAACACUACCAGGAAAAAAAUUGAAGCAAUGGGGCUUCAACCAAGUGUGUAAAGAUCCACAAACUAUGGAAAUUACAGACAUAUUUUUGGGACUGAAAUUUGAUACAGUAAUGUGA
Molecule: messenger RNA, 369 nt
Organism: Parnassius apollo (apollo)
Lineage: Eukaryota; Metazoa; Arthropoda; Insecta; Lepidoptera; Papilionidae
Source: the annotation of a GenBank genome assembly